Molecule: messenger RNA, 352 nt
Organism: Staurois parvus
Lineage: Eukaryota; Metazoa; Chordata; Amphibia; Anura; Ranidae
Source: the annotation of a GenBank genome assembly
AGACCUGAAAGUGGCACAUGGCAGAGUGUGGCGAUGGAGACAGCAGCAAUGGGUGGCCGUACAGCCCCCCUAUGUCAAAAAAUUUAAAAACACCAGCAGUGUGUGGGAGACCCCAAAGUGGAAUGGCAGAGUGUGGCGAUGGAGGAAAAGCAGCAAAGGGGGGGCCCGUACAGGGAAAACCCCUGAGACACUCUGGACCCCCGGGGGAAACAGCAUGAGGGGGCGGCAGGGGCCCAUGGCAGAUUAGGGGCCUUGGGAGCGCCAAAGGGGGCCCCCUUUAAACUGCCAGCACCCAAAAGUCAAAAAAAGGGAAAACACCAGCGUGUGUGAGGAGACCUGGGAAAAUGGCAAA